GCCUGCCAUUUUCUUCACAGUGAAGUUUUACCUGAGGAACUUUAAUCGACGGCAGUGUGAAUAAUAUCAAGCGAAGUUACUCGUUGAGGCGUACAAAUACUGCACACAGUUGUCACAACGUGUGUGGGAAAUGUCGCGUUCGCGAUGAAAAGGAACGGCACAUAUAGGUUUUUAUCGGUUUUUUCUUUCGUUAUAGUUUGUGCCUGCUUGUUGAUUUUUUGGUUUUUUAUGUUUUACUCCAUGGUGCAAGCACCAUGAAGUAAGCUCGGCUGUCAUUCACUCGACUCGGUUGUAUAUGGACGAGCUACCCACAAUGCACCGCUUUGUUUACGCCCCGCCCGUCCCGUGACCCCUAAACACGGAAGUGAAGAGCCCCGUGUGUGAGGUCAUCAUGGCGUCCGACUCCGGUGAAGCAGAGUCGUCCUCUGCAGACAUCAAGCUGCAGUUUGCUCCCUUCAGCAGUGCUCUGGAGGCAGGCUUCUGGCACCAGCUCACACAGAAGAAACUUAACGACUACCGUCUGGAUGAGAGCCCCAAAUGCAUCAAGGGAUACUACUGCAAUGGUGAUCCGGUUGGUUUACCCACCCGUCUGACCUUGGAGUUCAGUGCAUUUGAAGUAGAUGGUUCGACCCCAGCCCACUGCUGUGCGGCUGUUGGCAAACUGUACAACACCAACACUCUGGAUGCCUUUAAGAGCACUGAUAAGAGGGCUCUGCUGGAGAACGAGUCCAAGGAGCUUUGGAAUGCCAUGCUUUCAGCAGAAGCACUAAAAAACCCAGCGGUGCUGUGCAGGUUUAUUCUGCUGACCUUUGCGGACUUAAAGAAGUACCAUUUCUACUACUGGUUCUGCUUCCCCGCACUAUGCUUCCCGGAGGGGAUAAAGAUCAUAAAGCAGCCUGCUGUCCUGGAGAAGGUGUUCUCCGCAAAACAGAUCGCAGCCUUGCAGGUGGCCUAUGAUGGCCUGUGUAUCAAAGCAGGCACCACAGCGGUUCCCUAUUUCCUAAUUAAAUACACUGAUGACGCCAUUCACUUGGCCUUGUUGGCAGAGGAGUGGGCGACGUUCUUCCCGUCUAAGACCAAGAUCACUGUGGGCGUGUAUGAUCCAUGUAAUCUGUCUCAACAUCCAGGAUGGCCUUUGAGAAAUCUACUGGUUCUCUUAGCUAAAUAUUGGGGCUCUAUGGUAGACACUGUGGAGGUGCUAUGUUUCAGAGACAGAACCCUGCAGGGAAUCCGCUCCAUUCAGCAUAGCAUCAUUUUUCAGGUCAAGCUACCUGAACUCCCCACUGACUCAACAUGUCCAAAGAGCGUUGGCUGGGAAAAGAACCCCAAGGGGGCCAUGGGACCCAGAAUGGUCAAUCUCAGUGAAUGUAUGGACCCUAUAAGACUUGCAGAGUCCUCAGUUGACCUUAAUCUCAAACUGAUGCGAUGGAGGUUGGUUCCUUCGCUAGACCUUGACAAAGUGGUCAGCACCAAGUGUCUUCUGUUGGGAGCUGGGACUCUGGGCUGCAAUGUGGCCAGGACUCUGAUGGGCUGGGGGGUGAGACACAUCACCUUUGUAGACAAUGCAAAAAUCUCCUACUCCAAUCCCGUCCGACAGCCUCUCUACGAGUUUGAAGACUGUCUCGGAGGAGGGAAGUCGAAAGCAAUGGCAGCGGUGGACAGGCUCAACAAAAUCUUCCCUGGUGUUAAAGCCGAGGGCCACAAUAUGAGCAUCCCAAUGCCCGGCCACCCUGUGAAUUUCUCUCAAGCCACCCAGUCCCAGGCCCAGAAGGACGUAGAGCAGCUGCAGAAGCUCAUCUCGGAGCACGAUGUGGUCUUCUUGCUGAUGGACACCAGGGAGAGCCGCUGGCUGCCCACCGUGAUUGCUGCCAGUAAAAGGAAGCUGGUAAUCAACGCCGCUCUCGGCUUCGACACAUCUGUGGUCAUGCGCCACGGCCUGAAGAAAGCCCGGCUGGCCAAAAUGCCUGCGGCGGGGACGCGAGCUCCUCCCCUUCCUGUUCGUCGGCUUCCUCUUCCUCGACCUCCACGCCGGCUGGGCUCGGCGGCCUCUGUCACAGGGAUCCUCUCUGUUCUCCAACAUUCCGGGGCACAAGUUAGGCUGCUACUUCUGCAACGAUUGUGGUGCGCCAGGGGACUCCACGCGAGAUCGGACACUGGAUCAGCAGUGCACCGUAAGCCGACCUGGUCUGGCCAUGAUUGCCGGCGCUCUGGCUGUGGAGAUGAUGGUGUCCAUUCUACAACACAGUGAAGGAGGCUACGCGGUGGCCAGCAGCAGUGACGACCGAAUGAACGAACCUCCCACAUCGCUCGGCCUCGUGCCGCACCAGAUCCGGGGCUUCCUCUCCAGGUUCGACAACGUCCUGCCCGCCAGCCUGGCUUUUGACAAGUGCACGGCAUG
Messenger RNA from Entelurus aequoreus (snake pipefish), 2398 nucleotides. It is a transcript of the gene atg7, whose product is annotated as ATG7 autophagy related 7 homolog (S. cerevisiae). Gene Ontology annotation, cellular component: cytoplasm; phagophore assembly site. The record is from RefSeq and is a predicted model, not a curated record. Gene Ontology annotation, molecular function: Atg12 activating enzyme activity; Atg8 activating enzyme activity. Gene Ontology annotation, biological process: cellular response to nitrogen starvation; C-terminal protein lipidation; protein modification by small protein conjugation. NCBI's taxonomy places the organism in Eukaryota, Metazoa, Chordata, Actinopteri, Syngnathiformes, Syngnathidae. The transcript has 18 exons. The coding region runs from base 392 to 2248 and encodes 618 amino acids.